Molecule: messenger RNA, 486 nt
Organism: Thlaspi arvense
Lineage: Eukaryota; Viridiplantae; Streptophyta; Magnoliopsida; Brassicales; Brassicaceae
Source: the annotation of a GenBank genome assembly
AUGACACAGAAAUUUGCUUUGAAAUUGAGAACGUAUGUAUGCAAGGCUUCAUGUGAAAUUGUAACUUUACUACAGUUAUUGAGGAAUGAAUCUGUCACUGUUAUUCCCGAAAGAGUUGUAUUGAACAUGGUUCUUUGGCUGUAUUUCAACCAGACACUUUUUUCAGGGACAGUCGCUCAAAAUAUUGGGUACAGAGAUCUAAUGACUAAAGUGGACAUGCAGAGAGUUAAACGUGCAGCACAAACUGCAAAUGCUGAUGAAUUUAUUGAAUUACUACCAGAACAGUAUGAGACUAAUAUUGGACCCUGUGGCUCAAUUUUAAGUGGAGGCCAAAAGCAAAGACUAGCUAUUGCAAGGGCAGUCUAUCAGAAUCCAUCUAUUCUGAUAUUGGAUGAAGCAACCUCUUCAUUGGAUAGCAAAUCUGAGUUUUUGGUGAGACAAGCUGUACAACGCUUGAUGGAGAACCGUACUGUAAGUACAAUUAGC